ACAAGUUUUAUCUUUGAAUGUUUUUAAUUUUAAGGUUAUCAAUUUCACGAUUAAGGUAAAGUUUUGUUUUUACUUAUUUACAGAAAUACCAAUAACCAGAGUACUUAGGUAUUUGGCAAAACUGAAUAAUCAUAUUCUUAAUAUUGCACAUACACCGGUGCCUAAUUUAUUUACCGAACUUGAAACUUUUGCCAUGAUUACAAAUAUUUGUUUGUACACAAUCUUGUAUUUAUUUAAUUGUGAUAUAGUUUUAAGUAUAAAAAGGACGUUACCUAAUUUAGAUGAAAUAAACUCUAAAAAGCCAAAUGAAUGCAGACGUUGUGAGAUAUUAGCAGACUCUUUUAAUUAUUGGAUAGAAAAAACGUCGCGUGGCAAAUACGAAGGUGGUGAUGCAGCAUGGGAAGAAGCGAAAUUAAAAUCCUAUGCUCACAGCGAAAUCCGCCUUGUAGAAGUUCAAGAAGGCCUUUGUUCGGAAGUUAAAAAGCAUCAAGAUGAUUGCUAUACAUUAGCUGAAGAAUCAGAACAAGUUCUUGAGAAAUGGUGGUUCAGUGAGGGCCCUAGUUCAGCUGACUUAUAUACAUGGCUAUGUAUAGAAACAUUGCAAUAUUGUUGUCCAAAAAAUCACUAUGGAGAAUUUUGUUUACCCUGUCUAUAUGGUAGGAAUAAUUAUGUAUGCAGUGGACAUGGCACAUGUAAUGGUGAUGGAACAAGAAAAGGAGACGGUAAAUGUGAAUGUAAAAAGGGCUAUGAUGGGACAUCAUGUGAAGAGUGUGCUAAAAACUAUUAUCACAGUGAAAACACAUGUAAUCUUUGCCACAAAGCCUGCAAUGAGUGCACAGAUGAGGGUGCUGAUAAGUGCAAUGAAUGUAAACCUGGUUGGUCACUGCAGUCAGGCACAUGUAUAGAUAUUGAUGAAUGCAUAAUAACAAAUUUAUGUAAACCUGAUCAAUAUUGUUUGAAUAAAGAGGGAUCCUACAUUUGUAAAUCAUGUGAUAAAUCAUGUAAAACUUGUGUGGGGAGUGGACUUUCAAACUGCACUUCUUGUAACCCUGACCAUGUUUUGUGGAGUGGUUUUUGUAUGGAUGACAAACUGAAGAGUGAUCUCUUGAGAAAUACACUCAAAAAGUUAUCAUUGUAUUGUGGCUUGCUUAUCAUUGCAUUUUUUAUAUUCAGGAAUUCAAAAACAUUAGCAUCAUUAGUAAUUUUAAUUAUUUCUACAUUUGUUUAUUUUUCUGAAAAGUCUUCUGACAUCAAUACUGUAGAUGUGAUAUCAAACUUAUAUUUAAAGUAGUUGCUUAAUUUAUUACUGUCUACCUUGCAAACGGGUGCAUAGGCACCAGUCAAAAUAUGUUUACCUAUUGUGUCUUGUUUCUCCGCAAUCAAUGGGUUAAUUAGAAUAAUUGAUACAUAAUUACAAUUUUCACAUUUUUCAUUCUUCCUUGACCUUAAUUUUAUUUCACAUGAAGACCAAACAGUUAAAGAUCAAGUUCUAAUGUUGAUUUUAAUGAUAUAUUUAUAAAUAGUCUAUUUAUAAAUGUAUCUCAGAUAACACACAUCCAAACAUCCCACAUUCAUAAUUAGCUAAGCAUAAAAGUGAACUUUUAUUUGUC
Molecule: messenger RNA, 1610 nt
Organism: Plodia interpunctella (Indianmeal moth)
Lineage: Eukaryota; Metazoa; Arthropoda; Insecta; Lepidoptera; Pyralidae
Product: cysteine-rich with EGF-like domain protein 2
Exons: 1
Coding region: 194-1291 (365 amino acids)
Molecular function (GO): calcium ion binding
Source: RefSeq, a predicted model, not a curated record